Messenger RNA from Grammomys surdaster, 219 nucleotides. RefSeq names its product cytochrome c oxidase subunit 6B1-like. NCBI's taxonomy places the organism in Eukaryota, Metazoa, Chordata, Mammalia, Rodentia, Muridae. The transcript has a single exon. Bases 1 to 219 code for a protein of 72 amino acids. The record is from RefSeq and is a predicted model, not a curated record. Gene Ontology annotation, cellular component: respiratory chain complex IV; mitochondrial inner membrane; mitochondrion.
AUGGCUGAAGACAUCAAGAUUAAAAUCAAGAACUACAAAACUGUUCCCUUUGACAGCCGCUUCCCAAACCAGAACCAGACUAAGAACUGCUGGCAGAACUACCUGGACCUCCACUGCUGCGAGAAGGCAAUGACUGCAAAGGGGUAUGAUGUCUCCAUGUGUGAAUGGUACCCACAUGUGUACAAGUCCCUCUGCCCUGUGUCAUGGGUGACUACAUAG